Molecule: messenger RNA, 1130 nt
Organism: Rhizophagus irregularis DAOM 181602=DAOM 197198
Lineage: Eukaryota; Fungi; Glomeromycota; Glomeromycetes; Glomerales; Glomeraceae
Source: RefSeq, a predicted model, not a curated record
UGCCUUUACAAGAACUAUCUCUAGUGCUAAUAUUUCUUCUAACUCUUUAUUUUUGAUUUUCAGAAAGAAGGGAUGAAAGAGUUCGAAGGAACAGGUCUCCGCUAUCUUAAGGAGACUUCGUUCGCGGUGCAAGAAAAACAAAUCUCUUCUUACAAACGGAAUGUCUCAAAAAUCGAUGAAGAAUCAGCUUCUGCAACAUCAACCAAAAAGACCAAAACGUUUAAUGUCUCAUUUGACGAAUUUGUUGGCUCCGGCGAGACUUCUGGCAAGACUACAGAAAUUGCCGUUAGCGAGGUCAGCGACAGUGAAGAACUUGGUCAAAAUGAUGAAGAAAGUUCUGAUGAUAAUCAUGAUGAUGAGGAUUUCAGUGGGCGUAAUAUUAGAACGAAGAUGGAAGAAGUUAAACGAAUCAAGCUAGCGAUUGCAAAAAAAGUUCAGGUAGACGAAAUGAAGGCUGAAUAUUCAGCAAAGUAUCACAAAUUGCAUCCGGAGAACAAAUGGAAAUUACCUUCCGGAAAGUUCGUUGAAGAUAUUCUUUAUGAAUAUACAAUAAAUUUGGACCAUGAAAGCUAUCUACACAGUUUUAUAAUCGAUACAAGUGAUGAAACAAUCAUGAAUCUUUUCAGUGAACCUGACCAGCAACAUAUCAGAGAAUGUAAUAUUCCUUCAGAACCGCAAGUAGAUGAUAAUCUGCUAGACUUUCUUUUACGCUACCGACAAAAUAAUCCUCAAGAUCUGCGUAGGGUAAUCAACAUCGAUAUAGAUUUAUCUUCUUAUAACCCACGGAGAGAUUAUGACUAUUACUACGUUCAUGAAGUUUUUUCUCAUUUACUUUUACGGUAUGAACUUAGGCCUCAGGAUUUUUCUAAUCCUCACUUAGAGGGUUGGUUCAAGACGAACCUCUGGAGCAUAAUCGUAGAUAGUUGUUUUUUAGAUGUAUUAGAUGCAGAGUUUAUACGGUUGCUCUCGUGCUUCAGGACAACGAAAAAACAAGGGAAGAAAAGAUUCAAAAGUUCGAAAGCUUUUUGGGCGUAAGUGUGAUGGAAUCUUACGAAAGUUGGGGACACCGGAAGAGUAUGCGAUAAGUGAAGAGGGAAAAUUGUGGGAUGGGGAAGACGGAACCAAAUUCU